This is a messenger RNA of Leptopilina boulardi, 1595 nucleotides long. Its product is annotated as venom acid phosphatase Acph-1-like. The record is from RefSeq and is a predicted model, not a curated record. Gene Ontology annotation, molecular function: phosphatase activity. The coding region runs from base 431 to 1540 and encodes 369 amino acids. The transcript has 6 exons. NCBI's taxonomy places the organism in Eukaryota, Metazoa, Arthropoda, Insecta, Hymenoptera, Figitidae. Gene Ontology annotation, biological process: dephosphorylation.
UUUUAAAAUCCUUUAUUUAUAUCCCUUGGGUAUCUGCUUAAUUUUCCUGUGUAAUCUUUCUUAUUAUUAUUUAUAAACAUUUUAUUACGUUUAAUUUUUAGAUUUAUUACAAGUUUUUAAAAACUGUUUUAAUAUUAUUUAAUUGUUAUUUAUUUCAAUUAUAAAUAAUUAAUAAAAUUAAAUAAUAAUUGACGUUAACUAUUUAAUUACAACUGAAUAAAGAAAGGCUUAUUUUUCAUCUCAUAUAAAUGGAAGUGACAUAUCGCUAUUUGAUUGAUAUAAAUAGUUUUUCAAUAUCGUAUCUACAUAAUACAUAUAUAUAUGGGCGUAUAUUCCAUUAUUACAAUCCAAAUUUAAACACUGAUUGCACAUUAACAAAAGUUGAGAACUUAUAUAAAAAGAAUCAGUUUAAAACUUUUUUUUUACAAUAAUGACAUGUAUUAAUAGAUUUUUAAUUAUUUUGUUUGCAAUUUUAAUUGAUAAUUAUAUGUGUACUUGUAAUCAAACUUGUGCAGUUCUUAAACAAGUGAAUGUGCUAUUUCGACAUGGAGAUCGCACACCAAUCAAAGAAUAUCCAAAUAUUCCAUUUACACGAGAUCAUUUUUUUCCAGCUGGUUUAGGAGAAUUAACUAAUAGAGGAAAGCAAAGGUCCUAUAAAUUGGGAGAAAUUCUACGAAAUAUGUAUGACGAUUUUUUGGGCAGUACUUAUAUGCCAAAAGAUAUUCAUGUAUUGAGCUCAAAUCUCGAUAGAACAAAAAUGAGUUUACAACUUGUUUUAGCAGGUCUUUAUCCACCAAAUUCACAACAAAAUUGGAAUUCAAAAUUAAAUUGGCAACCAAUACCAAUAAAUUAUAGGCCAAUUAAUGAAGAUUUUUUAUUUCAACCAACGCUUCAGUGUAAAUUGUUUCGAAAUGAAUAUAAUAAGGCAUGGAUGUCACCAGAUGUAAAGGAGAAAAAAUUGUAUUUUAAAGAAUUAGGACAAAAUUUAAGUGUUUUAACUGGAUUUCAUUUUGAUCAUUCAGAUAAAAUUGCUGGUCUUUAUGCUGAUCUUGAAUGUUUAGAAAAAAUAGGAUUUUAUUUUCCUAAUUGGCUUAAUUAUUAUUUUGAAAGUGGCAUACUUAUGGAUGUUCUUGAAACAACGUUAAAAGUUGGAAAUUCAAAUAAUAUAUUAAAAAGACUAAAUGGAGGAAAGUUUUUUCGUCAGUUUUUAGAAAAUAUGUUUGCCGUUAGUAAAAGUUCUCCAGAAAUUGAAAGUAAUCCUAAAAUGUUGUUGUACAGCGGUCAUGAUCUUAAUAUUGUAUCACUUCUCAUUGCAUUGAAUAGCACUGAGUCGCUUUUAACUAGAUUUACAAGUGCCGUAAUAAUGGAAUUAUUAUUUAUUGAUAGUAAUUAUUAUGUAAAGCUAUUAUACUAUUUGGGUAUUCCACCUGUUACAAAAGAAUUGAAGAUUUUUAAUUGUCAAAAUCCAUGUCCAUUGGAAGAAUUUCAACAACUUGUAAAACACAUUAUUCCAUCAGAUGAAGAAUUUAAAUGUGUUUAAAAAAAAUUGUUAAUAAAAAUUUUCUAUUCGAUAAAAUAAACAAUUUAUAAAUGUA